GUUAAUCAAGUUUACAAUGCUUGUGCUGAAAGAGUUGGUAUCAACGUCUUUCUGACAACUUCUACACAAAUUUACCAAUUUUUACUUAAAAGUUUUCGAAAGUGCACUACCCGAUCAUAAUGAACAACAUUUACCAUCUUGAUGACCAAGUUCGAUGCCCUUCAAUGUUCUAAACUAUUUAUUGAUAUUUACAUUGACAAUAAAUAGCUUCGAUAGUACUGCUGCAUUCCAAGGGUCGUUACCCUCAAAUAUUCUAAACGAAGUUUCCGACUUCAACGAUAUUGUUGAAAAAGACUUCCAAAGUAAUCGCAGUCCUCCAUUAAAAGAGGAAGGUGAAUUGACGAAAAAAGAAGUUAACUAUGCAAAAAAUAGCGAAUUCCAUCACUCUUAUGACACAUUUGAGGAUAAUCCUAAUCACGACAGCGUUUUUUCGUCAUCGGUACUAGGGGAUAGUGGUAGCUGUAAAGGUAGCUUAUGCCCAAAACAUGGUAUUAGAUAUAGGGAUUCUGGAAAUAUACCUGAAGCCAUGGAGGAGACGGAUAGCUUGAAGCAAGCACAACCGUAUUUAGUUCGCUUAUUACCAAAUCAAGAUUUUGAUGGCACUAAAGAAGACAAUGCCUGCGAAAAUUGUAACAAAAUUAAAGGUCUAUUACCAAUUCCUUUAAUGGAAAGUCUUCUGAUUAGUAAAUUAUUGGAAAGGCAAGACGGAGCGCAACCCUAUCCGAUUAAGUAUGUAGUUAAGGCAGUUUUACCUAAUGUAAAGGAUAUAUCCGAAUUGGACAAACCUGAAACGCAACGAUGUAUUAAAACGUAUUUGCAACGCCGAAAAAGACAGUUGGAGUUGUUGAAGAAAAGGAGUGCUAAACACAAAAAGAAGCCUCAUAAAAAGAAACAUAAGAAAAGAAAGCACGGGAAAAAACACAAGCCGUACAAGAGGCAUCACAGAAGUAUCAACGACAAUUUUGAUAAUCAGCUAAAUGGAAUUGCGGAUUAUAUUUCGAAAAAUCAAACUUUCAAUGAGACUCUGACCUAUGUUCCGCUGCUAUUUGGAACUGUUACACCAGCAGAAGGACAAUUGCUGUUAGCCGGAGUUAAGCACGAUGCUUCAGCAGAAGAGAAAUUAAUGCUGGAGAAAAUUUUAAGCAUUCGACCGGAUACUCUAGUUACGAAUACAAGUACUGAAGCUGGUACACAAGCAACAACUCAAGAACCAACAGCACAAACCACUUCAGCAGCAGCCACUUCCAUACCUGCCAAUAGUUCAACAGCCAGUACGGAUAACGUGAAAUAUAAUUUGAAUCUAAAUUUGAAUUCACCCGAAGUAAAGAAAACUAUUAUGGAAAUAAUGCAGAGGCAACAAAGUAAUGGAGAAUCGUAUGAGGCCCCCUCGACGAAAGUUAAAAGGCAAGUUUCCACAGCGUCUGUAGCACCACCGUCUACACAAAAUUCGACCGAUGCAGUUUUAAAUAAUUCUACUGCCACUGGGACUGUUUCAACACCUGCAAUGAAUGCUACUUUGAACAUUUCAAAUGGAACAACCGAAAAUGGAACUCUAGGCCUCGUGGUAGCAAGUUCAUUACCGCCAAACGGCUUAAACAUUUUACCAGGAAUUCUCAUUUAUCCCAAAUGCCAUAAACACCUUAAACGUGCUGCUGAUUCAACGCUAUUGGGAAACAGCAAUAAGUUGAAUGAUGCUCAAAUCAGCAGCAUUGUAAAAUCAUUUGAUGGAUUUAGUCCAAAAAAUAUCACGGGGUUUGAAGAUUCGAAAUCUAAAAAGCAAUGUAAAUCGGACAAAUGCACUGAAGAAACAGGUGAUAUUAUAGAGGCCCUGAAUAGCUUAAAUCAAAAAUCGUUAACUUUAGCAGAUUUGGGGGUUGAAGAUGCCAUUUCGACGACCAAGUCACUUACUUCUUCACAUGAAAUCAUUUCAGAAGCUGUCGAACAAAAACAGGUAGAAUUGAGAGAAGACAAUCAAAUGAAAGAGAAACUGUCGAAACUGCAAAAAGAUCUUAAAAUGGUGCAAGAGAUUCAAAAUAUAUUUGAUAAUGUAGCUAACGCCAAGGGCAAAGAGAAAAGAAGCGCUCCAACGAAAAGUCGCUUGACAAAGUUUAAACAUAGUGGGUCAGAACCUGAUGAAAAUCGUUACGAUAAUGAAAUCAGUGGUCUCAUCAAGGCCAGAAUGUGGCAGAAACAUAAUAAAAGCUUCUGUGAGGACAAAGUUAAAAGGCAGAAUGCCGCAAAGAAACGGUCUCGUCGUUUUUUAGCGACAAAUUAG
Messenger RNA from Dendroctonus ponderosae (mountain pine beetle), 2275 nucleotides. RefSeq lists its product as uncharacterized. The transcript has 5 exons. NCBI's taxonomy places the organism in Eukaryota, Metazoa, Arthropoda, Insecta, Coleoptera, Curculionidae. The record is from RefSeq and is a predicted model, not a curated record. The coding region runs from base 155 to 2275 and encodes 706 amino acids.